GAAUUACAGCAGACAUGAUCCAGUUUAUGCCUUUCCAUAAAGAUGUUACAGCAAGCAACAGAAAUGUCUAUAAAUCAGCUGCAGUUAGAAAAUGAUCCAUGCAUAAAUCACAAAUCUUUAUUUUGGGAGGAUUGACUCAUACCUCUGCUAUUCUAGGUAAUUGUUCUUUAUGUUAGUUACUUCAAGACUACGACGCGGAGAAAAGGUCCCAUGUGCUGCUGAGAAUUACAUAUAUAUGAAAAUAACGUUGAGGAUUACAGACGACCCUGAAUGCAGCACGAUUUUUUUUUUCUCUCUCGGAGCUUUCCGCUGAACAGUUAACGUCUCUGCUGGCUGUCCUUCUCCUCCUCCCACACAGCCCCAGCCACUAUAAACAUUACUGUACUCCCAGGAUCCUCCCCAACUAAACGUCCUGAGGUCAGCAACUGGGACCCUGUAGGGAGAGGGAGGCAGAGAUGGCUCAAAGUUCAACUUUCCCUGAAGUAGUGGAGCUCAACGUGGGUGGUCAGGUGUAUGUGACCCGUUUCGAGACUCUCACCGCGGUGCCCAGGUCUCUCCUGUGGACCAAGUUCACCCAGCACACUCCAGCCGACCUGCCUAAAGACAGCAAGGGCCGCUUCUUCUUUGACCGGGACGGCUUUCUGUUCCGCUACAUUCUGGAUUACUUACGGGACUCGGAGCUUUUUCUGCCGGAGUUUUUCAAGGAGAGAAAGAGGCUGCAGAGAGAGGCGGACUUCUUCCAGCUACCGGAGCUGUCGAGGCGCCUGGCGGCGGCCAGUAAAGACAGCUCCUCCACGGAGGACAGCGGGGAGCCGGAGGAGGUUGAACUCACCAGCCCGGUCACCUCCUCCUCCUCGUCGGAUAGACCUCUGCGCUCUCCGGGGGGAAACUCCGGCUACAUCACCAUCGGGUACAGAGGCACCUACACCAUCGGCAGAGACAUCCAGGCGGACGCCAAGUUCCGCAGGGUUGCCAGGAUAACGGUGUGCGGAAAGAUCUCUCUGACCAAGGAGGUUUUCGGGGAAACCCUGAAUGAGAGCCGCGACCCGGACCGGCCCCCGGACAAAUACACGGCCCGCUACUACCUGAAGUAUAACUUUUUAGAGCAAGCGUUUGACCGGCUGGCGGAGACUGGCUUCCACAUGGUGGCCUGCAACUCCACCGGGACUUGCUCUUACGGCAGCAACGACCCAUCGGAGGACAAACUGUGGACCAGCUACACGGAGUACGUCUUCUGUCGAUGAGCUGGUGGACUACCAGCAGCUCUGGGAGAAAUAACAGGGUUACAUAUAGUUACAUAAAGUUAAUUAACAUAAUACCAGUGCCAGCUUUGCCUUUAGAUUCAGGUUCUUGGUCUGCAAGAGUAGGGUCAGACAGAUUCUCUGCAGCAAAAAAAAAAAAAAA
Messenger RNA from Poecilia latipinna (sailfin molly), 1404 nucleotides. RefSeq names its product BTB/POZ domain-containing protein KCTD12-like. The record is from RefSeq and is a predicted model, not a curated record. Gene Ontology annotation, cellular component: signaling receptor complex; presynaptic membrane; postsynaptic membrane. The transcript has a single exon. Gene Ontology annotation, biological process: protein homooligomerization; regulation of G protein-coupled receptor signaling pathway. Gene Ontology annotation, molecular function: protein binding. Bases 456 to 1244 code for a protein of 262 amino acids. Lineage: Eukaryota; Metazoa; Chordata; Actinopteri; Cyprinodontiformes; Poeciliidae.